UCCCAGCACUUGGGAGGCAGAGGCAGACAGAUCUCUGUGAGUCCCAGGCCAGCCUGGUCUAUAGAGUGAGUUACAGGACAGCCAAGGCUACACAGAGAAACCCUGUCUUGGCGGGGAGGGGGAGGGAGCACUUGGUGGGGAAAGGCUUUGUUUUACCUCAUAGGCUACAGUCCACCAUUGUGAGAAGCUGAGGCAGGAACUCAAGGCAGGCACCGGAGGAGGAACUAACUGACUUGUCACUCUCCAAUCCUAAUUUGUGGCAAGUUGCCAUUGAAACCACCCACCACGAUGUCUUUUGUGUAAUUUGGAUGAGAAGACACACGUAAAAGCCAUGUAUACAAGGUUCUCAUCUCUAACACCAGCACUUGGGAGGGGGGCCGGGGGAGACAGGCAGAGUCUUAGGGCCCUCUGCCAGUCAGCCUAGCAGAACUGGAAAGCUCCGGGUUUAGGGAGAGACCCUGUCUCAAAAAAGAAGGUGGAGGGCAAGAGGAAGACAUGACCUCUGGCCUCCACAUACAGCAUGUUACAUGAGGAUAGGGUAGGGCGAGGUCCCAGGAGCAAAUCUUUCCUUUCCAGUUUAAGAUUGGGCUGCUUCCUCGGAAAGGAUGAGAAUCUCCAGCUAAAGGGAACUGACAAGAAGCUGGGGUCUCUCCCACCCCGGGAACAACUUCGAGAGAAAGGAACAGCACUGUCUCUCUAAACCCCACCCCCACCCCAGCAGGGCUGGUCCGAAACUCACCCAGGUCUUGAACCCCAGCUCUUCCUUCCUCAGCCUCCCAAAAGGGAUCCCAGGCACGUGCUACCACACCGGGCUCCAGAAUCCUCUUAGAAAAUCAAGUCUUUCUCAGGAGCCCACGGCCCUCUGCCCCCCCCCCCCCAUCGCCAGUCACCCAGUCACCCUCGCCCUGCCCUCUGAGGCUGGCAGCUUGAGCAUCUGCAAGGCUUGGAACAUCUUUUGGGGCCCAUACCGAGCUCUGGGAACUAAGUUUCCAUUCUCCUCCAGCUGUUCCUGCUGCUGCUGGAUCUUACCCAAGUCACCCCCUCACUUCCCAGGCCCGUUGGGUAAAGUGACAGUUCUGAUUCUGCUCCAGAGCCCUUUGAGGAUCCGCUGGAAAGCCCUUCCUGACCCUCCCGCUAGCCAAGCUGGGCUCAUGUGGUCACAUUUUACUUCCUCAAAUCCCCCAAGCUAAAAUCACCUUCCCCGAUCCCAUCUAUCCCUGCAUCCCUCUGCCUGGAAGGCUCGCUCUUUCCUCCUUGUAAAUGCCUAUUCAUCCUUGGGUUUCGGAUAAAAUGUCAGUGCCCCUUUGGAGACCUCGGUGUUCUUCAUAGCCUUACAGGCCUGGGAGAAACUCUUUUCUUUCUGUGUGCAUGGUGUGUGUGUGCUCGCUCAUGUAUGUGUGGGAGUGUGGGUGUCUGACACACACGUGAUGGCCAGAGGGUUGAAUCAGAGCUCUGGGAAAGCAGUUUCUCCUGAUGCUUCCGUGUGCUGAGCAGCUGAGCAGAACUUCAAGGCUCUGAAGAAUCUGAGAUGUUGCCGGUCCAGAACCAAAUUACCUUGGGUCAUCUUCAGCCUUCUCCACAGCCAUUGUUACCUGCCCUCCUCUGUCCUUGACCUAACAGCUUUCUGACAAUUAGGUAAGGCUUUUGGAAUGCACAGAACACUGGUUUUCCUUUGGACUGUAUUAACUUAGCAGACCAGCAGCUUCCAUCAUCCCAGAAGCCAAGACCGUCAUCCAAAGCCUGUAACAGAGGUCUCAGAUUCACUGUAACCCACCUCUGACGUCCCCAGCAAUGUAUCUGAAAAGUGUCUUGACUUAGGACUUUCUUUGCUCUGUUACUGUGAAAACUUCAUCAAAUCCUUUCCACACUGGAACAUGGACAUUUGGGGUGACCUAAACCUGUUCCCAGACCAUGGUCGCUCAUAUUUGGCUCCAGAAUAAACUGUCUCCGUCCUUUUGAGGUGAGAGGUCUGUUUUUGUGUCAGCAGAGGACAAUCUCAGGUGUCACCUUCUACCUUGAGACAGGGUGUCUUCCUGGUGCGUCACUUUGUACACCAAGCCAGCUGUCCCUUUCUCUCAUAUCACCGAACACUGGAAUUGCAGACUCCCACUCCCGGGCCAGCUUUAUGCGGGUCCUGCAGAUUCGAACGCAGGUCCUCAGGUGCAAGUGCUUUUCCCACGGACCUAUCUCCUCACCCAGGGAAAUUCUGGUUUGGUUUCCAGGUCUCUGGCCACAAAGGACAGCUGAGGCCAUCCUUCACCCGUCCAGCAGUAGCAGUGGCAGUGUCUGAUACGAAAGAAAAUCCAAAUACAUAGUUAUUAGACGAGGGGUUGAAGAUAGAGCUCAGUGGUGGAGUCCUUGGCUGGUUUCAAUUCUCAGCACUUAAAAGAGUGGCUGGCUGGAUGAAAGGCGGCUUGCAGAAGAAAGCGGGGCUGCACCCCAAAAGGGCUUGAGCAUGCGCAGCGUUCCAAAUGGCCGUGGAUGUCUGAUGGGGUCACGCGUCCUCCAGGCACGCGCGUGGUCAGCAGACCCAGAGGGUCUGGGUCCGGAAACCAAGUUUCCAGACGGGUAGCUGGAGCCCCAUCCUUCAGGCCACGUGGCCCGAAGUCCGCAGCCGAUUGGAUGCGGGCAGCACCGCCCCUGGCCCUGAGCUGGUGUUGGUUGUGAGCGGUCCUCCGCACGGUUGGCAUCAUGGAAGCCGCGGUGCUGGCCGUGGUUUUGGGCUUCCUACUCCUGGCCGGGGGCUCGGUGGGCGACGAGGCUCGGGAGGCGGAGGCCGUCCGGGAGCUGGUGGCCCGGCUGCUGGGACCCGGGCCGGCGGCCGAUUUCUUGGUGUCGGUCGAGCGCGCGCUGGCAGCCGAGUCAGGUCUGGACACCUACAGCCUGAGCGGCGGCGGCGGGACGCCGGUGCGUGUGCGCGGCUCCACCGGGGUGGCGGCCGCCGCGGGGCUGCACCGCUACCUGCGCGACUUCUGCGGCUGCCAGGUGGCCUGGUCCGGCUCUCAGCUGCACCUGCCGCGGCCGCUGCCCGCCGUGGCCGAAGAGCUGACCGAGGCCACGCCCAACAGGUAUCGCUAUUACCAGAAUGUGUGCACGCACAGCUACUCCUUCGUGUGGUGGGACUGGGCCCGUUGGGAGCAAGAGAUUGACUGGAUGGCGCUGAAUGGCAUCAACCUGGCACUGGCUUGGAAUGGCCAGGAGGCCAUCUGGCAGCGGGUGUACCUGGCCUUGGGCCUGACCCAGUCAGAGAUUGAUGAGUACUUCACCGGUCCUGCCUUCCUGGCCUGGGAACGCAUGGGUAACCUGCACACCUGGGGUGGCCCCCUCUCCCGCCCCUGGCACCUCAAGCAACUCUACCUGCAGCAUCGGAUCCUGCACCGGAUGCGCUCCUUCGGCAUGAUCCCAGUGCUUCCUGCCUUCGCAGGACAUGUCCCCAAGGCCAUCACCAGGGUGUUCCCACAAGUCAAUGUCACCCAGUUGGGCAGCUGGGGACAUUUCAACUGCUCCUUCUCCUGCUCCUUCCUUCUGGCUCCAGGAGACCCCAUAUUCCCCCUCAUCGGGAGCCUCUUCCUACGGGAGCUGACCAAAGAGUUUGGCACAGAUCAUAUCUAUGGGGCUGACACUUUCAACGAGAUGCAGCCUCCCUCCUCGGAGCCCUCCUACCUCACCGCAGCCACUGCGGCUGUCUAUGAGGCCAUGAUUGCGGUGGACCCUGAUGCUAUGUGGCUGCUCCAAGGCUGGCUUUUCCAGCACCAGCCUCAAUUCUGGGGCCCUGCUCAGAUCAAGGCCGUGCUGGAGGCUGUGCCCCGUGGUCGUCUCUUGGUUCUGGACCUGUUUGCCGAGAGCCAGCCUGUUUACGUCCACACAGCCUCCUUCCACGGCCAGCCCUUCAUCUGGUGCAUGCUGCACAACUUUGGAGGUAACCAUGGCCUGUUUGGAACCCUGGAGGCUGUGAACCAAGGCCCCAGGACAGCUCGCCUCUUCCCCAACUCCACCAUGGUCGGCACCGGCAUAGUCCCUGAGGGCAUCGGCCAGAAUGAAGUGGUCUAUGCUCUCAUGGCUGAGCUGGGUUGGCGCAAGGACCCUGUGCCGGAUUUGGUGGCCUGGGUGAGCAGCUUUGCCAGCCGCCGAUAUGGGAUCUCCCAGCCCGAUGCAGAGGCAGCCUGGAGACUCCUCCUUAGGAGUGUCUACAACUGUUCUGGGGGGACCUGCAGUGGGCACAAUCGGAGCCCGCUGGUCAAGCGGCCAUCCCUACAGAUGAGUACCACUGUCUGGUACAACCGAUCAGACGUGUUUGAGGCCUGGCGACUGCUGUUAACAGCUGCUCCAAACCUGACCGCCAGCCCAGCCUUCCGCUAUGACCUGGUGGAUGUCACCCGCCAGGCAGUGCAGGAGCUGGUGAGUUUGUGCUAUGAGGAGGCAAGGACCGCCUACCUGAAUAAGGAGCUGGAUCUCUUGCUCAGGGCAGGAGGCCGUCUGGCCUAUAUGCUCCUACCUGCCCUAGAUGAGCUACUGGCAAGCGACAGCCGCUUCUUGCUGGGCAGCUGGUUGGAUCAGGCCCGGGCUGUGGCAGUGAGUGAAGCUGAGGCCCAGUUUUAUGAACAGAACAGCCGCUACCAGCUGACCCUGUGGGGGCCUGAGGGUAACAUUCUGGACUACGCCAAUAAGCAGCUGGCAGGACUGGUAGCCGAUUACUACCAGCCACGCUGGGGUCUCUUCAUGGAGACUCUGGCUCACAGCCUCGCCAGCGGCGUCCCCUUCCAACAGCGCAAGUUUGAGAAGGAUGUUUUCCCACUGGAGAAGGCCUUCGUUAUCAACAAGAAGAGGUAUCCCAGUCAACCCCAGGGGGACACUGUGGACCUAGCCAAGAAGAUCUUCCUCAAAUAUCACCCCCAGGCAGGCUCUUUGUGACAGGCCAGUGGUCCAGGGACCUGCUGGAACAGGUCUUCAAACCUGGAAAAAGCACAGGAUGAUCCCUAUGCCUAGGGGAAGGAACCAGGGUCAGCCAGUGAGUGUCGAUUGAAGGAAGAUGAGCUGCUAUCGGGGACUUGGGGGGUCCAGCCCCUCGAUAGUCCCCUCCCAGGGUCCGGGAAGAAUCUACAACCAGCUGAGAAUUAAUCUUUGAUAAAAAGAAAUGAAUCUAUGUACACGAAACUCCUUAGUUCAUACACUUUAUUAUUCUGUGAUAGUUCUCUCUCUGUGCACAGCUUCUAUUCUGCUCUCAUGUCUAGCUCCUUUCUUGCCUGAUUUCUCUAUAUUUAUCUACUGCCCCCUCUAGGUUCUAUGUUAAUUCCUUCAUCUAGUUCUGUCCCUUCUGGGUUCUCCUCUAUCUAGUUCUUCCCCCUAUUAGCUCCUCUCCCAUCUCCUUCUCUCUCAUCUGGCUCUUCCUCAUCUUGUUCUUCCCCAUCCGGCUCUUUCUCAUCUUCCAUCUCGUUCCUCUAGUCCUCUCUUCUAGCCCUUCAAUCUAGUUCUUCCCCAUCUCAGCUUGUUCCUCUCAAGUUCUUACCCAUCUAGUUCUUCCAUUCUCUUUUCUCUUCUCCCCUGUGCCCUGGAAGUCCCGGGUCCGAGCUAAAUUGUGUGAAGCUAUUUACUUAAUGUCCACCUCACCUAGGCGGUGUCUCUUUGUGGAAUUUACCUUAAAUCAGGAGACUUGCCUGUGGGCUGCUAUCAUUGUUAGUCCUAGGAAGUUGGGCGCCCCCCCCCCCCCCCCGGGUGGUGUCUCCUUGUGGAAUUUACCUUAAGUCAGGAGACUCGCCUGUGGGUGGUUAUCACUGUUAGUCCUCGGAAAUUGGGCGACCACCUGGGUGGUGUCUCCUUUAGUCCUUGAAAGUGGCUAGGGGAGAUAUCUGAUUCCAGGGAAAGCCUUUCCUGAGGCUGUUCUCCAAAUGCCUGGAAUGUGUAUGUCUAGAGAGUGAUCAGUCCACACUGUUAGUCCUUCUUAGGGAAAAAUCAAUUGGGAAAACUAUGAAGGCACACAUGAUUUUCAUAACAGAAGACAGCUGAUAUAUAACAAGCCAAGUAACACCAAAAACUCCUUGGGAUUUGGCUUCCUCUGGAGGAAUUCCCUGAUUCCUCCAGGUAGUGACUUUGCCAUAACCAGCUGAGUUCUUAUGAUAUAUUCCUGGGGCCCGCAGCAAGCUGCUCUACUCCUCCACCCCAGAUCUGGGGGUUAAAGUACUGUUUUCGGUUAACAAUAAACUGCUGAAUCAGCUUGGCACUAUUCAACUCAA
Peromyscus californicus insignis is the source of this 6230-nucleotide messenger RNA. It is a transcript of the gene Naglu, whose product is annotated as N-acetyl-alpha-glucosaminidase. The record is from RefSeq and is a predicted model, not a curated record. The transcript has 6 exons. The coding region runs from base 2692 to 4911 and encodes 739 amino acids. NCBI's taxonomy places the organism in Eukaryota, Metazoa, Chordata, Mammalia, Rodentia, Cricetidae.